AUGGCUGCUUCUUCUGGUAUCGGCAUUACUUCUUCUAUAUUCAAUGCGCCAUCUAUGGAGCUCGCUUCCAGAAGGGGAACAACAAGUCCCACUAUCACAUCCUCUUGCCUAUUCCCCCUUACAAUUCCGGAUAAGCCUCAUCAACUCCUAAGUUCUUCCGUAGCCAGCAGCCGUGGCAGUGGAUUAGGGAGACUUACGCUCCUUAUGGUAGAGGGAAGUUCCCGCAGGCAGAAUACGGUUCUUUCCGCCAUUGCUUCUUCCAAUAAUUCCCUCCUCAGUGAGCAGGCUUUCAAGGGUCUUGGUGGAAUCUCGGGUUUCGAUGGUGUCGACAGUGAUGACGACGAAUUGGCAGAUGGCGCGGUUCUUGCUGCUGCUGCUGAUACCGACGAACUUGCCCUUACCAAGCUGGGUUUGCCUGCGCGUCUUGUUGAAGCCUUGGAGAAGCGUGGAAUUACUCACCUUUUCCCCGUUCAAAGAGCUGUUCUGGUUCCGGCUCUGGAAGGUCGAGAUAUCAUUGCUCGUGCCAAGACUGGCACUGGGAAGACGUUGGCAUUCGGCAUUCCGAUAAUUAAGCUCCUCACUGAAGACACUGAACUAAGAGGGCAACGACUGCGAACUGGCCGGCUUCCGCGACUUUUGGUCUUAGCACCUACCCGGGAGUUAGCAAAGCAAGUAGAGAAAGAAAUUAAAGAGUCUGCACCUUAUCUUAGCACCGUGUGUGUUUACGGAGGUGUUUCAUACGUGACACAACAAAGUGCUCUUACCCGUGGAGUUGAUGUUGUGGUUGGGACUCCAGGUCGAAUCAUUGAUCUCAUUAAAGGAAACAGUCUGAAACUGGGGGAGGUUCAGUACUUAGUCCUUGAUGAAGCUGAUCAAAUGCUUUCAUUUGGCUUUGAGGAGGAUGUGGAAUUGAUUUUAGAAAACCUUCCAGCAAAACGGCAGAGCAUGCUUUUCUCCGCAACUAUGCCAAUUUGGGUCAAGAAAUUGGCCAGGAAAUAUCUGGACGAUCCUUUGCAGAUCGAUCUGGUUGGUGAACAGGAAGAAAAGCUUGCUGAAGGAAUCAAGCUUUAUGCUAUAACUACUACGUCCACUUCAAAACGUAGCAUGCUCUGUGAUCUUGUAACUGUUUAUGCGAAGGGAGGAAAAACAAUUGUCUUCACUCAAACUAAGAGAGAUGCUGAUGAAGUCUCCAUUUCAUUGUCGAAUAGCAUAGCUUCUGAGGCUCUGCAUGGAGAUAUAUCUCAGCAUCAGAGGGAGAGAACGUUGAAUGGUUUCCGUCAAGGGAAGUUCACUGUGCUUGUCGCAACAGAUGUCGCAUCUCGUGGGCUUGACAUUCCGAAUGUCGAUCUGGUUAUUCACUAUGAGCUUCCGAAUGAUCCAGAGACCUUUGUGCAUCGUUCUGGUCGUACUGGGCGUGCAGGGAAACUGGGAACUACAAUUUUGUUGUUCUCCAGCAGUCAAAGGAGAACCGUUAGAUCUCUCGAGCGUGAUGUUGGAUGCAGGUUUGAGUUUGUUGGCCCACCAGCCAUUCAAGACGUUCUAGAAUCAUCAGCUGACCAGGUGGUCGCUACUCUUCGUGGAGUUCAUCCCGAGUCUGCAGAGUGUUUUAUGCAAACUGCCGAAAAAUUGUUAGAAGAACAAGGAACAAAAGCCCUUGCUUCGGCUUUGGCACAAUUGAGUGGUUUCACGCAGCCUCCGUCAUCUCGAUCUCUUAUUAACCAUGAGAAGGGUUGUGUGACAUUGCAAUUGACUAGGGAUCCAAAUUAUGCUAGAGGCUUCCUUUCACCUAGGUCGGUGACUGGUUUUCUCUCUGAUGUAUAUCCUACAGCAGCAGAUGAAGUUGGGAAAAUAUUUGUAAUUGCAGAUGAAAAGGUUCAAGGAGCAGUGUUUGACCUGCCGGAGGAGAUUGCAAAAGAGUUGCUGAAGAUGCAAUUGCCUCCUGGAAACGUCAUUUCGAAGAUCUCCAGGUUGCCUGCAUUGCAAGACGAUGGACCUGUUGGAGAUCAUUAUGGCCGGUUUUCUAGCAGGGAUCGAUCUACUAGAGGGGGUUCAAGAGGCCAGGGGAGCUUCAGACCCCCGCGGCGUGGAGCUGGUCGAGAUUCUGAUGAUGAUUUCGGUAGGCGUGGCGGUAGAAGCCAAUCGAGGAGCAGUGGCGACAGUUGGCUGAUAGGUGGAAGGAGGUCGAGCUCAGAAUCAUCAAAUAGAGACAGAUCGUUCGGAGGUUCAUGUUUCACCUGUGGGAGAUCUGGACAUAGAGCUUCAGAAUGUCCUAGCAGGGGAGGUUAUUAG
Linum trigynum is the source of this 2289-nucleotide messenger RNA. The record is from the annotation of a GenBank genome assembly. NCBI's taxonomy places the organism in Eukaryota, Viridiplantae, Streptophyta, Magnoliopsida, Malpighiales, Linaceae.